Cinclus cinclus is the source of this 1720-nucleotide messenger RNA. RefSeq names its product transmembrane 7 superfamily member 2 (gene TM7SF2). Lineage: Eukaryota; Metazoa; Chordata; Aves; Passeriformes; Cinclidae. Gene Ontology annotation, biological process: sterol biosynthetic process. Gene Ontology annotation, molecular function: oxidoreductase activity, acting on the CH-CH group of donors, NAD or NADP as acceptor. The record is from RefSeq and is a predicted model, not a curated record. Gene Ontology annotation, cellular component: endoplasmic reticulum membrane; nuclear inner membrane.
AUGGAGCCCUCCCGAGCCCCACCGCCCCCCGAGCUGGAAUUUGGGGGGCCCUGGGGCGUGGGGGCUCUGACCCUGCUGCUGCCGCUGGGGCUCGUGGCGAUCGUGAGCACCUGCGUGGGGGAGGGGCAGGGCAGCGGGACCCCCCCCCUCGCCCUGCCCACCCCCCCCACCCUCGCACUCGUCGUCGCCUGGGUGGGCGCGCACGGGCUCGGGAGCUGCUGGAGACCCCCGAGGACCCCCGGUGACACUCCAGGACCCCUCCGGGACCUCGGCUGGCUCUUGGCGCUGGGGGGGGCCCUGGGCGGGGCGCUGGCCCUGGGGGUCCCCCUGCCCCCCCUGUGCCCCCUCCUCCCCCCUCUGGCGGCGGCCGCAUCCAGCGUCGCCUUCGGCCUCGGGCUCGUCCUCCUCGCUCGGCGGCGACUGCGGGGGGGGGGCAGUGGACACCCCGUGUACGAAUUCUUCGUGGGGGGAGAGCUGGGGUCCCCGCUGGAGCCCCCCGAGAGUCUGCACUGGGAGCGGGUCGGGCUCUGCGCCUGGGUGCUGGUGCUGGCAGCGGCUCUGGGGGAACAGCAGCGGCUCUGGGGGUCCCCGUCGCUGCCUCUCACGCUCGUGGUGGUUGCUCAGGGGGUCCCGGUGCUGCGACGCCUCAGGGAGCUGAGUGGGAAUUCCCCCCCUAGCCCUGGGGGGUUCCUGGGGGUCUUCGGGGCUCUGGCCUGGGACCCUUUCGGGGGUCCCCUCCCAGCGCUGCUGCUCCUGCGGAGACCCCAAAAUGGGCUGGGGGGAGCUGGGGGGGCCGCCUGUGGGGGGCUCUACGCCCUGGGGUUGUGGAUCUUCCACGGCGCCACCACCCAGAGGAAACUCUUCAGCCGGGACCCUCAAGACCCCCGAGUGGCUGGUCUCCCCACAGUCCCCACGGCCACAGGGCACGUGCUGCUGGCAGGGGGCUGGUGGGGGCUCGUGCGCCGCCCCGAUGACCUCGGGGAGCUGCUGAUGGCACUGGGCUGGACCCUUCCCUGCGGUCUGUCCCCACCCCUGCUGCUGCUCCUGGCAGGGGCUGCGCUCCGGGAGCUCCGAGCAGUCGUGGGGGAGCGGCGGCAGCAGCGCCGGUUUGGGGGGGCCUGGGGGGGUCUGUGCCAGCGUGUCCCACGCCGACUGCUGCCCCUCGUCUACUGAGGGCUCCUCCGGGACCCCCUGGCGACCCCCAAGAUCGUGGAGGGAUAAACUGGCCUCACUGAAACGAUUUCCCUGCCAUCAACUACUCCCUAUUUUCUGUGUGUUCACGUGACCUGAUCACGUCUUACCUGUGUGUGAUUUCUCCUUCCAUAGACCUUGUAUCUCCACGUCCUGUAUCAGACUUAGCCUUGGCAUGCUACACAAUGUAUGGCUGUAAAUAUAUUGUACAGCACCUUUAUACAGAUCUCUGAGGUUCUGACUAAAGAGACACCUGUAUGUUGCUCGUUAUUUUUAAUAUAGAUAUUAGAAACAAUCUCCAGUUCAUGGCCUGUUGGUUGUGCCUGGUCUAAACCAGGCUCUCGGUUGCCUUUCAGGGCUACGAUCCAGGUUUUACUCACAGACAUGCCACACUUUGGGGAAAAAAACAAAAGAAAAACAACAAUUUAGUAUUGAAAGUCCUUGAGCCAGGGUUCUAAGUGGUGGAUCUGGGAGAAUUCCUACUCUGUUUGGAACUUUAGCAGGCAGAAGCCCAGUCCCUGGAACACAG